AUGUCUCUCGAGACCUCAUCCCCCGCGCACCGCAAACGCCCCUUCCCGCUUCUCAGGCUCCCGUACGAGUUGCUCGACACGAUCUUCGCGUACGCUUACGAGGACGACGAACAUCCCGAGCCGGUCUGCCGCGCCCUUCGCCAAUUUGCCGAGCGGCGCUUCUACCGAGACGUGAAACUUGUCAACUACUCCUUUUUGGCCGACUUCUGCUCGACGAUCAAUGAAAGCAAGCGUCUCGCACAACUCGUUCGAACCCUCGAUCUCGACUUCUCCUGCUGCGAAGAAGAAAACGACCCUGAGGAGCACAUCGAGCCAGGACAUGCUCAGCGUACGGUGACCGUCAAGUCCUUCACGAAGGUGCUGAGCCGUCUCAUUAAACUCAAGUCGCUUCGAAUGGUCGAACUGGACAAGCAGCUCAGCCAGGUCUUAUCAAGCACCCGCCUCGACUCGUCUGCCUUGCCGGAGCUCGAAGUUCUCGACCUGCACGAGAUCAAAACCUGCGUGCUCGACGAGGGUGUAUGGGCUAGGAGGCUGUCGAUGCUGCGGGAAGUGCGCCUUCAUAGCUCCGUCGGACCAAUCCGUCUGCCCCGAGCCGCAACGACUAUGCAGGCGGACACACUCGCGCUCUCCGGCGACGGCCGCAACCCGUGGCCUGGCUACGAGCUCUGCAAGGCCUUCCCAGCCCUGAUCGCGUUCGAAGCGCGUGACUUGAUGGACAGGUCGCAGUAUCUUUCGGUCGUGCAUGGUCUGCCAAGGACCCUCAAGAGGCUCCGACUCGAGCAAAGCGUCGACUUCGUCGCACCCGGCUCUCUUGACGACAUCCUACCGGAGUUUCGGGACCUCGACAGUCUCUACCUCUGCAACGGCACCUUCACCCUGCCGCGCCUCACGUCGUAUCUCGUCGCGGCAGUCAAUCUCGUCUCACUCGGCUUCAGCAUCGGCGCUCCAUUGACGGACCGCUUCCUCCUCUGGCUUGUGAAAGGCCCAACUCGUCCGGCACACCUUCAAACCCUCGUGCUCGACUACGUGACCUGCCGAUACAAGCUGAGCAAGGACGCCGAGUUCAUCGACCAGUACUUGUCCGACAUUUACUCUUACAUGCAUUUCUAG
Rhodotorula toruloides NP11 is the source of this 1110-nucleotide messenger RNA. RefSeq lists its product as uncharacterized. NCBI's taxonomy places the organism in Eukaryota, Fungi, Basidiomycota, Microbotryomycetes, Sporidiobolales, Sporidiobolaceae. The record is from RefSeq and is a predicted model, not a curated record. The coding region runs from base 1 to 1110 and encodes 369 amino acids. The transcript is spliced from 3 exons.